UCAAAACCUUAGUUUAUAAGCAGCUGAGCUGGAAUUAAACAAAAUAUAUGAUCGAAUAUCAUUUAAAGAACUAUGAAUAGGGAAAGUAAUUUUGUUACGCAUUAACAAAAAGUGAAAUAAAUUUCCUCUCGAUAUCUGAGUAUUAAUAUUCUCAGAGCUCUAAAGAUUCCGCUAUAGAAGCGUGCAAUGUUUUAGAACUUGAUUGCCAUUUCAUCAAAGUGGUUCUGUGUUGAUUUGAAGUGUAUGUUUUAAAAUUCCUGGGUUUACUAAAAAUAACAUCAACAUAAAUAAAUCCCGCAAAGCACACACACUUUCAAAACGCAAAACUAGAGGACUAGCAACAAAGGUUUCGAGUCUGAAAAAGAUAAUCUUCGAUGGGCUGAUAAUAAUUAUACCCGUGCAACUUUAAGUAUAAUAUUACUGAAGUUAUUGGAUAUACAUUUUCAACAAUGUUGAUGACAACUUUCUUACUAAAUACAGUAAUUAGAAACAAAUAUAUACAAAAUAUUCUGAAAACAAUUGUGCCAAAUUUCGUUCAGAAAUAACAUCAUUUUAUAUAUACCUAUGUACAUAUGUACGUGGAAAAACCUGUGCAUUCAAAGCGGCAUCAUUGAGAGAUAGAAAUUUUCUAAAUUAAAUUGUUAAAUGAAAUGAAUAAUCCAAACUGAUUAAAAGCAAUUUCUGAAAAGCUUUCAAAACCAUAUAUAUAAAAUUUAUACAAUCAAAUCUUAACUUUUAACACUGUGGAGGGAUUGAAGGAAACUGGACGCAAAAACGCACGACGAAUUUCACGAAAGUUGAACCAGAAAUUUACGGCAAUGCGAACAAAACACCUUAUUUUAAUACUUUGCUGCAUUAUAACUACAACAAUAUUUUUCAUUAUUUUGGGACCAGCAGGUGAACCGAACGACUCUUUAAAAAGCAUAGUUACGCAUACACAUCAGCAGCUAAACAAAUUGCAGGAAAAUCUGCGAGCUACUGAGAAAAAGAGACUUCAAAUAGAUUCUAAAUAUUUGGUUUUGCUGGGGUUUACGGAUACCACUUACACGAAGGAGUCCCAAUCAUAUAAUCACUAUGAAGUUGAAAACGCAUUAAAAACUGAGGGAAACAGCUCUCAGAACCUGCAGAAGGUCAGUGGCAGUUCCUACAAAGAGAACUCUCUUCGGCACAGCAGCAGAUCGCGUGUCGCAACGACUCCUUACAAUGGUACAAAGGCAAAUUUUACCAUAGUCACAUACGUUCAGGAAGGCCAAGCUCCGUCGGCAAUACUACUUGCUCAAAAUAUCGCAACAAAGUUUCCAGAUGAACAUUUACUUAUAUAUGAUCUUGGACUAUCGGAGGAUGAUUCCCGAGCUUUAAUCGCUUAUUGUAACAUAUCCAAGUGUUUAGUUCUCAGUUAUGACUUGUCGGUUUAUCCAUCACAUGUCUUAGACCAGCGCAUGCAUGCUUAUCGUCCGAUUGUGAUAAAAGACGCUUUGACGCGAUCUAACAGCAUUCUAUUUGCGGAAAAUUAUAUUCGGUUUCGAGGUGGUAGCCACGACCUACAAAAAAUGAGAAGUAAAGCUGCAACUUCGGGAGUUCUGGGCUGGAACACACCAACUGCAGUAUCAACACUUACACAUCCAAAAAUGUUUGAUUACUUUCAAACUGAUGCCGAAGAUUUUAUAUUUUUGCGGAUGAUUGACCUCGAUAUAGCUUUAUUUUUCGGCAGUCCCUUUGUGGAAAAAAACAUUAUGCUGCCCUGGCUGAAGUGUAUAUUAACAUUGGAAUGUAUUGACCCAAUAGGUGCGCAAUGGAAUGGCUGUAAAUACAACAAAAAACCACAGUAUCGGUAUUCGGGAUGUCAUGCCUAUGACGUUUCAGCCUUCAACAUCGUCUUGGGUCUAACAUGGCAUUUAGAUGAUUCGAAGUACUCAAUGCCAAGCGAAGGAAAUAAUAUUUUUUACAAAGAAACCCUAGAAAAAUCGACUAGAAUAUUAGAAAGCAGGCGACUUAACAACAGUGAUACGUCGGAACACCCCUUCACUGAGGACUAAUUCAAAAGUGAGCAAUUAAAAUGCUUACAAAUAUGUUAAGUACCAAAGCAAAAGAUGAAUUUUUCCGUUUUCAUAUUGGAGUAGACAAAAAUAGUUUUAGUAUAUACUUUUAAAACAUAAUUCCCUUCAGAAUGUAGAAAAUAAUUAUAUAAUAUUAUGUUGCAAGCCAUACAAAAUAAAAGAUAACAGAAGUAUCCGCCUUAGAUUCAGGCGAGCCUUGUUUCAACUAUA
Messenger RNA from Anastrepha obliqua, 2267 nucleotides. RefSeq lists its product as uncharacterized. Bases 819 to 2036 code for a protein of 405 amino acids. The record is from RefSeq and is a predicted model, not a curated record. Lineage: Eukaryota; Metazoa; Arthropoda; Insecta; Diptera; Tephritidae. The transcript is spliced from 4 exons.